Messenger RNA from Glycine soja, 2254 nucleotides. Its product is annotated as scaffold attachment factor B1-like. The record is from RefSeq and is a predicted model, not a curated record. NCBI's taxonomy places the organism in Eukaryota, Viridiplantae, Streptophyta, Magnoliopsida, Fabales, Fabaceae. The coding region runs from base 613 to 1935 and encodes 440 amino acids. The transcript is spliced from 2 exons.
UCGCACACAUUUGAAGGUAUGAAAGUAGGUAGAAUAUUGGAUUCGAACCUGCGCGGGCAGAGCCCACAUGAUUUCUAGUCAUGCCCGAUAACCACUCCGGCAUGUCCACAGAAUUGAAGGCAACUUUUCAUAUUUUAUAUUUUUAGAUAUACAAAUCCCCCCAAAAAAAUCAUCUGAAAAAUUAGCUAUUAUUCUGGGAAAUACAGCCGGAACAUUUUCAGUCUCUGCUUUGGAAUUUUGCAAGGGAAUCGAAUACGGUUUAGAUCGUUCCCCACUUAUGAACACAGCGGGAAUCGUUGAUGUUAGCUAGUUUUUCGUGACUUCAUUCAUUCCGUAGUGAAUUAUUGUUUUGAUAUUUUUUUUCUCGAGAAAACUUCACUUUCCCUGAAAAUCACUCCGCUCUCCUCUCGCUCCGAAAUCCGAAAAGGUUAAAAUCGCGGAUUGAAAAAGCGAAAUUCUUUUUGAAACAACCUGCACGAUCUGCGCGUUCUCGAUGCAAUCAGAAUCGCUAUCGGAAAAGGUUUUGGUGCUCGCGGAGGAAGAGAAAGAGGAGGAGGAAGAAGAAGAGGAAAAACAUAGCCAGAACGUCGGAGUAGAGAUUAUCGGUUACCGAUGAUUCCUCCGAGGCGGAAGAAAUGGACCGAGGCGGAGGAGAAAACCCUAAUCGACAAGUACGGGGAGCUGGUGGAGGACGGUUCGCUGGCUAAGAUGCGGACGCGGGAGAAGAAGUUCAAGCCGAUUGCUUGUCACGUGAAUUCGGUGCAUCACGUUCGCGAUCCCGUGGCGUACCCUUGGCAGUGGAGUUGGAAGGACGUUUCGACGAAGGUGCAGAACAUGCGGCACCAGUAUUUGCUUGUGAAGCAGAAGAUCAAGAGGCCCGAGUUUUCUGGGUCCGGAGGAGGAGGGGAUUGUGAUGAUGUGAGUGAGUUUGACUGGGUGGAGGGGCUUACUCAUUGGUCUAAUUUUCUUAGGUAUAAGGAUGUGUUUGGGGAUGUUGCACUUGUUGUUGGUGGUCAUGGUGGGAAUGAGUUGAUGGGGAUUGAGGAUGGGGAUCACGGGGAUCGUGAUGGGGAUAAUGGGGAUGGUUUUCUUGCUGGUGGUGGGGGGAUGGAUAUGGUUGAGUUUGGGCAGAUGGGUCAUUCCGGGGAUGGGGAUUUCGGGGCUGCUAUGGAUGGGGUGGACAAUGAGGUGAUGGGGUUGGGGUUUGAGUAUGAGGCUGAGGAAGGGGAGGUGAAUUACAAUGGGAGUGGUGGUCGGGAGAGGGAGGAUGCAGCCGAGAAUGGUUUUGUGUUUGAGGAGGAAGGGGAAGUCACAGGGUCAAGUUUGAAGAAGAAGAGGAAGGCAGUGAAGGGGAUGGAGAAGAAGGCGUGGAGGAUUCUUGCUAACCAGCUGGGGCAGUUGAGGGAGAUGGAGGCGCGGUUCGAGCAGCGUGAGCUGGAGAGGGAGCGUGAUAGGCAGAGGAGGGAGAAUUUGCGAGUGGAGCUUGAUAAGCAGUGGGAGAAGAAGCUUGAGGAGAGGGACAAACUUAGGAGGCAGAGGAUGGUGGAGUGGGAAGCUAUGGAGAAGGAAAAUGAAGAGAUGGAAAGGAAGAGGAGAGAGGAAGAGUUGAUUCAUGAGAGGGAAUGGGAGGAGGGAAUGAAUUGCAGGAGGCUGGAAUGGAAGAAGAGGGUUGACGAGAUGCUGAGCCAGCACCGAGCAGAAAUGGGCCAGAUGCAGACUCGUUUUCUUCAUGAGCAGCAAAAUCUUACUAACCAAUUGCUUGGUAUAUUCUCGCAGUGGCCUGCCCAACCCGCUGGCCUAUCUGAUCACACUAGUGCUAGCAACCAUUAUCUUUCACAUAUGAUGCAAAAUUUGCAUCAUGUGAAUGGAAUUGUUCACGGUGACGCUAGGGUUGAGGGAGAUAAUCAAGAAGAUCAAUUCAUUGUUGAUGGAUGAAGUAUCUCUUCCAUUUUGUGUAUCUGCUGGGGAAGUCCAGGAAUAUUUCUGUUACAAGUGGCAAAAAGUGCACAUAAUUGUUGAAUGCAUUCUUAAUUGUACUUUCUUCAAUUAGGUAUUGUUGUAUACUAUUAUAAUAUUUUAGUGUAACUAAUCAAUAUAAAUAAUGUUUUUUUUCCUUGUUUUCGUCCGUACUGAACUUUGAAACUCAGAAACUGAGUGUAAAGGUCACAUUUUUUGUCCAAUACAUGCUUUAAUGCUUCUAUUCAAACCAUCUAUUAUCUGAAGCCUAUAAAAUGUAAAUACAUUCAAGGAGUAA